AUGACGAUUACCUACAGCUGCAUUGCUAAUGGCCGAGCCGUCCUAGCGGAGCUGGCCUUGACUGGAGGCUCCUAUCAGGAAGCAGCAGCAAAAGUCCUUAGACUUGUGCUUCUUAGAGGUGAAACAAAGACCAUAAUUCAAAUGGGAAGCUAUAUCUACCAUACUCUCUUUAUCAACGGAAUCACUUACUUAUGUGCUACAGACAAUGCCUUGGAUAAGGUGGCACCAUCUGCAUUUCUUAAGAAAGUUAGUGAAACUUUACUAAGAAAUCCUUUGAUGUCACAAGACUAUUUUUCUCCUUCAAAUGCAGUUGCUGCAGAUUUUCAACAAGUACUAGGAAACUAUAUGAUGAUAUACAAUGAAAAUCAAGAUGACAGCAGAAUUCCCACUAUCAAGAGUCAAGUCACUGAUGUAAAAAAUGUUAUGAUGCAAAGUAUUGAUAUAAUUUUGGAAAGAGACGAAAGAUUGAGUAUCUCCUUCAAUAGAACAGAUGAUCCCCAAACAACUGCCAAAGAAUUCCAAAACACAAGAGAAAUUCAUAGGAGGCUAUGGUGGAAAUACUUCAAAAAGAUUAUAGUUACCAGCAUGGCAAUUUUCCUUUCAAUUAUCAUCAUUCUUUUAAGUACAAAUGUAAUACCAACUUGA
This is a messenger RNA of Marmota flaviventris (yellow-bellied marmot), 645 nucleotides long. RefSeq lists its product as uncharacterized. The record is from RefSeq and is a predicted model, not a curated record. Gene Ontology annotation, biological process: vesicle fusion; exocytosis. NCBI's taxonomy places the organism in Eukaryota, Metazoa, Chordata, Mammalia, Rodentia, Sciuridae. Gene Ontology annotation, cellular component: membrane; SNARE complex. Gene Ontology annotation, molecular function: SNARE binding; SNAP receptor activity.